Messenger RNA from Prunus mume (Japanese apricot), 1974 nucleotides. It is a transcript of the gene GTG1, whose product is annotated as GPCR-type G protein 1. NCBI's taxonomy places the organism in Eukaryota, Viridiplantae, Streptophyta, Magnoliopsida, Rosales, Rosaceae. The record is from RefSeq and is a predicted model, not a curated record. Gene Ontology annotation, molecular function: abscisic acid binding. Gene Ontology annotation, biological process: response to abscisic acid. Gene Ontology annotation, cellular component: membrane.
UAAUUUUUUGGUCAAAACAACCGUCCCUUAUCACAGACCAAGAAGUUUAGAAAAAUCUACUUCCUUCAGCAGCACUCCUCACCCUCAGCUAAAAAGAAUAAGGGAAACGAGAAGAAGAGAAAUCGUUCGCAGUUGCCAGUAACGUCGUGAAGUAUUGGUGUGUGAAUCAAAAAGUUAAAAAAGUUGAGCCACCCCAUUGCAAAUAGGAUAGUCAGGAGGAUCUGGUUCCUCAAAGUCGGUCAAAACAAAAACAAAAAAAAGUCGCAGAAGAUAUAUUGAUGGGUUGGGGUUGGGCAAUCUACGAGGGAGUGGUGGCGUUGGGAUCGCUGGGGCUCCUGGGAUGGGCGGGGCUGUGGUUCUUGAACCGAAGGCUCUACAAAGAGUACGAAGAGAAGAGGGUCUUAGUUCAGAUCAUAUUCAGCGUGGUCUUCGCCUUCUCUUGUAAUCUGCUGCAGCUGGUCCUCUUCGAGAUCAUCCCCUUUCUCUCCCAAAGGGCACGAUGGCUCAACUGGAAGCUCGAUUUGUUUUGUCUCAUACUAUUACUGGUUUUCAUGUUGCCUUAUUAUCAUUGUUUCUUAAUGCUCUGCAACAACGGGUUCCCGAAGGAACGCGCUGCUCUUGGAUCCGUCUUGUUUUUGCUCGCCUUCCUUUAUGCUUUCUGGCGCAUGGGCAUUCACUUCCCUAUGCCUUCCCCGGAUAAAGGCUUCUUCACCAUGCCUCAAUUGGUCAGUCGGAUUGGGGUCAUUGGCGUUACUGUCAUGGCUGUCUUGUCUGGUUUUGGAGCUGUCAAUUUGCCCUACAGUUACUUAUCUCUCUUUAUCAGAGAGAUUGAGGAAGCAGAGAUCAAGUCCUUGGAAAGACAGCUAAUGCAAUCCAUCGAGACUUGUAUUGCUAAGAAAAAGAAGAUCAUUCUUUCUCAAAUGGAGAUGGAACGGAUUCAUGGAUCAGAAGAGAAAUUAAAGGCUAGAUCUUUCUUUAAAAGAAUUGUUGGCACUGUUGUGCGAUCUGUGCAAGAGGAUCAAAAGGAGCAAGAUAUUAAAAACAUGGAAGCAGAAGUGCAAGCAUUAGAAGAGCUUUCAAAGCAGCUAUUCCUGGAAAUUUAUGAGCUUCGUCAAGCAAAGGAAGCUGCUGCUUAUUCUCGAACCUGGAAGGGUCAUAUGCAGAAUCUACUUGGUUAUGCAUGUUCAAUCUACUGUGUAUAUAAAAUGAUUAAGUCUUUGCAAAGCGUUGUUUUCAAAGAGGCUGGCUCUGUGGAUCCUGUUACAAUGACAAUUAGCAUAUUCUUGCAGUUCUUUGACAUUGGUAUCAAUGCAGCAUUGUUGUCACAGUAUAUUUCACUCUUGUUCAUUGGAAUGUUGAUUGUUAUAUCAGUUCGUGGAUUCUUGACAAAUUUAAUGAAGUUCUUUUUUGCAGUAUCAAGAGUUGGGAGUGGAUCUUCUAGCAAUGUUGUACUGUUUCUGUCUGAAAUUAUGGGAAUGUACUUUCUGUCCUCUAUUCUUUUGAUAAGAAAAAGCCUGGCAACUAAGUACAGGAUGAUCAUAACAGAUGUAUUGGGUGGAGAUAUUCAGUUUGACUUCUAUCACCGGUGGUUUGAUGCAAUCUUUGUGGCCAGUGCUUUUCUUUCUCUACUUUUGCUUUCUGCACAUUAUACCUCUCGGCAGGCUGACAAACACCCGAUUGAUUAAUGUAGUUUAAUGCCAACUAUGUAAUGUAACUAACAGCUUAACCUUUUCAUAAAAAUUCCAAAAAGAAUGCGAUUUGAAUGAUUUGAUUCAUACCGCAUUUUUUAGGUUUUAUUAUGAAAUUGCGGGUGGUUUAACUUAACUAUGAAGUGAUUUGCGUGGUAGGUACCCAUAUUAUUUGUUUAUUUUGUAGCAUGCCACUUGUUCGGCAUAUCAUCUUCGCUUGUCCGCAUAGGAAGAUAAUACGAUUUGAACCACAAGGAAAGAUGAAUGCAGAUCAAUAUCCAUCCAA